AUGUCGCCACCUCCUGCUGCCGACAACAACGCCUCCUCAUCUUCGUUAGCCAAUCGAGCCGACGCUGCAUCCCCGCCACGAGCUUCAUCCUUCUUUGCACGUCUCGGCGCUCGUCGUCCCAGAACAGCCAGCAGGAUCCAUCAGGUCUCAUUUGCUGCUAGCACUUCCAACCUCUUAUCACCCUCUGCUAACGGUUCCAGCUUUUCAGAUUUACUCAGAAGCUCGUCUUCGUCGCAGGUGCAUCUUGCUUCCUCUCCUCCUGCAACCAACUCUCCUCGACCUACUCGCAUCUCACUGCAGACCACAUACACCUCGCCCACUCUCGAGAGAGUCCCUCAAGGAAGGAAUAGUGGCAACGCCAACAUGACCAGCACCAAUGCCUCUUCGCCACAGGCUGGCGGUAGCGCCCUUGGUCGGAUGUUUCGUCGAUACAGUCAGGGUGGUGCUGCACGUAGUGAUUUGCAAGCUAGACCUUCGACCCGCGACCGUGAUUCUUUCAGCGUCUCCCGCAACACUAGCUCUUCCGCGCUGGACAGGGACAUCGGCAGUCCAUUGCGUCCAUCCACUCACGCAGCCGUAUCUUUGCCCUCUGUCCCUCGCUCUAACUCGGCCAUCCUAUCCACAGUUCCCUCAAACGACAGUGGUGCAGGCAUCCCUGCUUCUCGCACUCUGCCAACUUUGGCUGCCGCAGAAGCCCCAGCUUUCCCUUCUCCCGUUAUCGCAUCAGCCAUCACCAACACGCAAGCCUUGGACAGCUCCUCCGGCGCCAACACGCUAUCGUCAGCAAAUGCCGUAAUUGCUCAACCCACCUCCACCGUUGCCGACACUCCUCUCGCCGCAACGACGGGCGCUUCAGGCACACCCACAGCCUCACGCCCACUGAACGGCAUGCAUCGCAUUCGCCUCGUCCCGCAUCUCGAGGCGACAAGAUCGCUCCACUUCGAACCCAUCGAGCGUGAUCUCAAAGAGGGCGCGGGAGCGGUCAAAGUCGGUCGCUUCACUGAUCGUCAACCUUCGCAGCGUGAUCAACUCGCAGCCACUCUCGCAGACGCAACUGGUGCAAAUCACGAUGCCUCCUCGUCCGGAGAGUUCGGAUCUGUUCUGCAAACCCAAUCGAGUCGAGGUCAGCCAGGCGCUCGUGGUGGAGCGAUCCCCAUCAGUGGCAGUCGCGGCGGCGGCGGUCGCAUCGACUCGUCCCGCAUCGCAUUCAAAAGCAAAGUCGUCAGUCGAGGUCAUGCCGAGAUCUGGUGUGAAGCAGGUGGCAAGUUCUUCAUUCGCGACACAAAGUCAUCUUCGGGCACUUUCCUCAAUCACAUUCGCCUGUCGGGCCCAAACAUGGAGUCAAGACCAUUCGCUAUCAAGGACGGAGAUGUGGUGCAGCUCGGUGUCGACUAUCAAGGAGGCACAGAGGAGAUCUAUCGUUGCGUCAAGAUGCGUGUCGAGCUCAACCGAGGCUGGCAGCGCGAAGCUAGUCAGUUCAACGUCAAUGCUCUGCGACAGUUGCGAGCGCUGCAAGGUACUCCCAUCUCGCCGCCCGAGGACAAGGGCAAGACCGCCUCGGCAGCAGCGCUGCUUCCCACCAACAGGCAAGGCGUCAGUGUCACCGACUGCUGUAUCUGUCUAUUCUCAGUAACAGUAUGCCAAGCGUUGUUCAUUGCGCCUUGCUCGCACGUCUUCCAUUACAAGUGUAUUCGACCAUUGCUCAACUUGCAUUACCCAGGCUUCUCGUGUCCUCUCUGCCGCACCUUCGCAGACUUGGACGCAGACGUUGAGGAGGACGAGGCGUGGCAAGAGGCGCUCUUGCAGGAAGCCGCAGCGGCCGAAGCACGUCUAGCGCAGGGUAAGCAGCCUUUCGAAGUUGGCACUCCUGCGGUCGAGCUAGAUGCACCCAUCACUGCAGCUAUGCUGCCAUCUCUGACGAGUGCACUCACGAACGGCGCUAGAGCUGAUGGCCCAACGACAGGCUCUGCUCUCGGAAGACUGCCACUGGCCACAGGCUCUUCGGCAUUGCCUGCUGAGUUGCACGCCGCACAUGCCACUGCCAACCCAUUGUUGGGUAGGGGCACAGCAGCUUUAAGCAAACGCAAGAAUGAUUGGGCUCGACCCGACACGGCAGUCGGAUCAAGUGUCGGUCCUUUGGGCGGUGACAAGACCUUCGCUAUGGAUGAUGCUGCGGAGCCAGCGGGCGUAUCAAAUGAUGCAACCCAUAUCACUGCCGAAUUGGGCGAGAUGGUAGUUACCGACCGACUUCUGAACGAAGAUGCCACAGUCUCUGUCGACCCAACAGCGUUAGUCCCCAGUGCAGCUUUGCAGCGCACCGGUCCUGGCGCCGGCGACGCUGGCUCUCCUGUCCGUCGAGGCUCCGGACCGAUCGCUAUCGGCAACGCACACCGAGCCAUGCCCUCAUCGUCCAGCCUAGCGAGACCCACUGGGCUGGGCAGCCUGGAAGAAGGUUGGCCCUCUGUGGGUGCAGUCGGAGGCUUCUCCCCUGGUCUCGAGGAAUCAGGCACACCCCUCAACCAUACCUUCUUGAGCACUUUAGCAGAAGCUCCGCAAGUCAACACCUCUUCACCUUCAGCAACAACAACAACAACAACAACAACAACAACAACAACAGCAGCAGCAGCAGCAGCAGCGCGGAAUUUUCCGCCAGGCCGAUCGGCACCGGCCCAGAUACUAGUGCCGGCCACCAUCCAUUCAGCGGGGAUGAGCCGUCUUCGGACCACCGCUGAGCAUGGUGUGUGUGAAGGCGCCGUAGGUGAGUAUGGUGGAAGAGGAAAGAAAUCUAGUGACGGUGGAGAGGAUGUGGACACGGCCGAGGAAGAGAUGGGUGGUGCUUCUCUCGGUGCUGCUUUUACCAACGCAGCUGCUCAUCAGAAGGGCAAGGCGAGACUCGAUACUCAGGUCGGCGAGUCUCAGCACAAUGUCGCCCUGGGAGGUGACGGAUCGAUCAAGCUACCCAUCGAUGCGGUCGACCGAUCGCCGAAUGCCAUUAUACCAACAGGCGCACGGGGCCGUAGUCGAAGCCGCAGUCGCAGUCGAGCAGGCAAAGAAGCCAUUCCAUCGGACUCUGAUGACCCUUUCCAACCCUGUGAACAUCCUCCAGUCCCUCGCACCGGCCCUAAUCUCAACGCUAGCGCUUACAUGUCGCAUCAGCAGAGCACCCACGGCGCAAGGCAGGUCAGCACCGACCGCUCUUUCAACCCCAGCCCCAGUGGAGGCAAUGGCAGUGGAGACAGUGUAUCGUCCCCAACUUCGCCAGCUUCGGAGUCGAAGAUGGCUCGUUUCAAGAGACGUAUUUCGCAUGCUAUGUGA
Molecule: messenger RNA, 3315 nt
Organism: Ustilago hordei
Lineage: Eukaryota; Fungi; Basidiomycota; Ustilaginomycetes; Ustilaginales; Ustilaginaceae
Exons: 1
Coding region: 1-3315 (1104 amino acids)
Biological process (GO): mitotic spindle assembly checkpoint signaling; negative regulation of septation initiation signaling; protein ubiquitination
Cellular component (GO): cell division site; mitotic spindle pole body; ubiquitin ligase complex
Molecular function (GO): ubiquitin protein ligase activity; protein binding
Source: RefSeq, a predicted model, not a curated record